Molecule: messenger RNA, 1238 nt
Organism: Raphanus sativus (radish)
Lineage: Eukaryota; Viridiplantae; Streptophyta; Magnoliopsida; Brassicales; Brassicaceae
Product: folate transporter 1, chloroplastic
Exons: 10
Coding region: 153-1094 (313 amino acids)
Biological process (GO): nucleotide transport; folate import into mitochondrion
Cellular component (GO): chloroplast envelope
Molecular function (GO): folic acid transmembrane transporter activity; FAD transmembrane transporter activity
Source: RefSeq, a predicted model, not a curated record
AAGAACACUAACGAUUGAAACGGUGUCGUUUGCACACAAAUCUGAGACGGAAACUCAAAAAAGAGUUGGGAGAUUAUAGCGGCGGAGGAGGAAGCCUACUGGGAGCAGAGCUUUUCCUUUGGACUCUUUGACGACGCCUGCGUCUCCGAUUGAUGGUGGGGGCAUGGGAGUGGGAAAAUGCAACAGCGGGAGGCGUGGCAGGAUUCGCAACAGUAGCUGCUAUGCACCCUCUUGAUGUUGUCCGUACUAGAUUCCAAGUGAACGACGGAAGAGGGCUAAGUGCUCUUCCGACUUACAAGAACACAGCUCACGCUCUCUUCACCAUUGCCCGCCUCGAGGGAUUGAGAGGAGGACUUUAUGCAGGUUUCUUCCCUGCUGUCAUCGGUUCCACUCUUUCCUGGAGCUUAUACUUCUUCUUUUAUGGAAGAGCGAAACAGAGAUACGCUAGAGGCAGGGACGAUGACAAACUCACCCCUCCUCUUCACCUCGCUUCUGCUGCUGAAGCUGGUGCCUUGGUCUGUUUCUGCACCAAUCCUAUUUGGCUUGUCAAGACUAGAUUACAGCUUCAGACUCCUCUUCAUCAAACCCCACCCUACUCCGGCCUUUUAGAUGCCUUUAGAACCAUUAUCAAAGAGGAAGGACCCAGGGCCCUCUAUAAGGGUAUUCUCCCUGCUCUUCUUCUGUUUCUUCAGCAGGUUUCUCAUGGUGCUAUUCAAUUCACAGCGUACGAGGAACUCCGUAAACUCAUUGUGGAUUUCAAAGACAAGAGAAGAAAUUCCGAAUCCACUUCUGAUAAUUUAUUGAACUCGGCGGAUUAUGCUGCACUGGGCGGCUCCUCCAAAGUCGCAGCAGUUCUUCUUACAUAUCCAUUUCAAGUUAUUAGAGCACGAUUACAGCAAAGACCUAGUACCAACGGAACCCCAAGAUAUAUAGACAGCUUACAUGUCAUGAGAGAAACCGCCAGAUUCGAGGGUCUCAGAGGUUUCUACAGGGGACUAACAGCUAAUCUAUUGAAAAAUGUGCCUGCUUCUUCCAUCACUUUCAUCGUCUACGAAAACGUUCUGAAAUUGCUGAAACAACCUCCAACGAAAUAGGACCAUCUUCUUCUUCUUCUUUUUCUUUUCCCUUGGGAUUGGGAAUUACAUUUUUGCUUUUUUUUUUUUCCUUUUACGGCUGGUUAUCCAUGAAACAGCUUUGUCUUGUCUUUUGCUCAAUAAAAAGCUUUGGUUUCCUUUUCA